Messenger RNA from Leptidea sinapis, 294 nucleotides. Its product is annotated as dynein light chain roadblock-type 2-like. Gene Ontology annotation, biological process: microtubule-based movement. Gene Ontology annotation, cellular component: centrosome; cytoplasm; cytoplasmic dynein complex. The coding region runs from base 1 to 294 and encodes 97 amino acids. The transcript has a single exon. The record is from RefSeq and is a predicted model, not a curated record. Gene Ontology annotation, molecular function: dynein intermediate chain binding. NCBI's taxonomy places the organism in Eukaryota, Metazoa, Arthropoda, Insecta, Lepidoptera, Pieridae.
AUGGAGAUAGCACAAAAUUGUAUGGGUCCCCUCUCGACCAACACAAUGACCAGGAUCAACGAGAACGGCAAUGUGGUGGGGACCAUCAUCGUGAAUUGCGAGGGAUUUCCUGAGACGACCACCUUGGACAGCUUGUCCGUUGCCACCUACUCCAGGCAUAUGCGUAACUUAUCCCAUCAUGCUACUAGUGCUCUUAAAGAAAUUGAUGUCGCGGAUGAGCUGGUAGUACUACGACUCAUGGUGAAAAAGACAGAGGCAGUCGACCACUUAAUCGUUGUAAUGAGGAUAACUUAA